UUUAUUAUUGUGCUUAAUAAUGGAGCAAAUUAAUUAAAUUAAAAUAUUAAUGGGGUGACAAGGAUGAUUGUGAUUUUAUCAUUUUAAUCAAUAUAAACGUUAAAAAAAACUUUAAAAAAUAUUCUAUGUUUUCGCUUGCUAUCUAUAAAGAUGGAGUCUGGUAAGAACUACUAGAUGAAAAGUUCAUUAGAAAAAGAUAGCAUCAUUAGAAAAAGAUAGCAAACAAAGAAGAAGAAGAAAAAAAUGGACGUUGGGUUUCUGGGACUGGGAAUAAUGGGAAAAGCCAUGUCAAUGAAUUUGCUGAAGAAUGGAUUCAAAGUCACUGUUUGGAACAGAACUCUUUCUAAGUGUAAUGAACUGGUGGCUCAUGGUGCCUCAGUUGGACAAACCCCUGCAGAAGUAGUUAAGAAGUGUAAGAUCACCAUUGCCAUUCUGUCUGAUCCUGCUGCAGCUCUUUCGGUUGUAUUCGACAAAGAUGGUGUUCUCGAGGAAAUUUGUAGCAGUAAGGGUUACAUCGACAUGUCAACAGUUGAUCCAGAGACUUCUUGCAAAAUCAGUGAGGCAAUUACAUCAAAAGGUGGUCACUUCCUUGAGGCCCCUGUUUCUGGUAGCAAACAGCCUGCAGAAACCGGUCAAUUAGUGAUUCUCGCUGCUGGAGAGAAGGCAUUGUAUGAAGAAGCAGUUCCGGUUUUUGAUGUCUUGGGAAAGAAGUCUUUCUUCUUGGGACAGAUUGGAAAUGGAGCAAAAAUGAAACUUGUUGUCAACAUGAUAAUGGGCAGUAUGAUGAAUGCAUUUUCAGAGGGACUUGUACUGGCUGAGAGAAGUGGACUGAAUCCACAUAACCUUCUUGAUGUACUGGACUUGGGUGGAAUUGCUAAUCCAAUGUUCAGAGGAAAAGGACCGGCAAUGCUCCAGGACAAUUAUUCCCCUGCAUUUCCCUUGAAACAUCAGCAGAAAGAUGUGAGGUUGGCUCUUGCCCUGGGCGAUGAAAAUGCAGUAUCAAUGCCAGUAGCAGCCGCAGCCAAUGAGGCAUUCAAAAAGGCUAGGAACAUGGGAUUGGGAGACCUUGACUUUUCAGCUGUUGUUGAGACCGUGAAGGUUCUUAAACAUUCAUCUUGAUAUCGUGAAUGUAAUGGCAUAAACACAACGUAGGGACCACACUUGGUUAAUGAUUUAGGGAGUCACAGCUUCAUGCUUGGGUUGAUGAAACAUUCAGUGUUGGUUUGAACCUGUAUUUUUAUAGCCACUUGAGAGUUGUUACUCAGGGAAGCAUCCCCCUUGUGAGAUAUUUUUCUAGUGAACUCUAUUAUCACCAAAAGGAACUGGUUUGAAAGUUGAUAACAUCAUGCUAGCAAAAUGAUCUGUUGUUCUGUUCUUUUUCCAGUUUUUGUAACCAAUUGAGAGCACUCAGCCAGCACCAGUACUUAAAACACCAAUAAUGAAUUUCAAGCUACAGCUAUAUUAAAGGGAAGAAGGAAGGAAGAAGAAAGUGAGGCAAAAAGAAAGGGAAAAACCUAGGGAUAACACCAUUUUGAUAGUCAAAAAAAGUUAUCAUAUGCUUCUGAUCUAUUUGGCACGCUCGAUG
Messenger RNA from Durio zibethinus, 1585 nucleotides. RefSeq names its product glyoxylate/succinic semialdehyde reductase 1-like. Lineage: Eukaryota; Viridiplantae; Streptophyta; Magnoliopsida; Malvales; Malvaceae. Gene Ontology annotation, cellular component: cytosol. Gene Ontology annotation, molecular function: oxidoreductase activity; NAD binding; NADP binding. The record is from RefSeq and is a predicted model, not a curated record.